AUGACAGACAGACAGUUGCCCCCAAUACAACUACCUCCUCCAAACGUUUCCCAGCACCAGCCACAAUCACAUCUUUUAAAUCAACACCGUCCCACCCAUCCGUCCUUGCCUCCAUCUUCCCUGCUUCUCUCCAAUACAUUUGGUGGUCCUUCUAAUACUAGUGCCUUCCCUUCCGCCCAACCGAUUACUGCUCCACUCUCUGUUCCUUAUAAUCCAGAACCCGCACCAAUGGCUAUGCCCAUGUCGUCACAAAUAGCACAAGCACAACCACAACCACCGGUUCCAGCUCCAGUUCCGGGAUCUCAGGUUCAAGUCACAUCUAUGUCUACAUCACCACCAACCUAUAAUCGAAAUAAUAACGGUAAUGCCAAUGCUUCGCCCUCACCGAGCUCACCAAAUGGAAACCAAUACGACAAACCUCUGUCCAGAAGAGGGCCUUGGUCCCCUGACGAGGAUAAGAAACUCAUGGAACUUAUAUCGAUUUAUGGUCCAUCAAAUUGGGUGAAAAUCUCUAAAUCACUUAUGACUCGGAGUCCCAAACAAUGCCGUGAGAGAUACCACCAGAAUCUCAAGCCUUCGUUGAACAGAACACCCAUAACUUUAGAAGAAGGUGAAUUGAUUGAAAAGUAUGUUGGCAAAUACGGCAAAAAGUGGGCAGAAAUCUCUCGACAUUUAAAUGGACGUAGUGAUAAUGCCAUUAAGAAUUGGUGGAAUGGAGGAGCUAACAGAAGAAGAAGAUCACAUCACAAAGAUGACUUUAUAGAAAAGAAAAAUAAUUCUCAUAAUAGCCUAGUGGAUUUAAAUAAAACGGCAUUAAUUAAUUCAUCACAAACGGCUGCCGCUUCUGCUGCAGCUUCUGGUUCUGGUUCUGCAACAACAAUGGGGACGACUACUACAGGAGGAAGUGUUCUUCCAACACCUUCGACAUCGACAUCAACAGCAACGUCAUCCUCAUCAGCAAGAUCGAGUAUUUCAGCUAAUUCCUCAAAUGGCACUUCAGCUUCUGCCUUAUCUACGGGUCGUGCAGGCUUUGAAUUCUCCAGACAUUCACUGGUUUCUCAUCAUGCAAACACACCACAAACUUUAAAUACUUCUAAUGGAGUUCCAGGGAUUCCGGUAAUGACCCCAUUAUUCCCUAUGGGUGGUAACGGAGCUAAUGGAGCUACUGGAGCUACUGGUGUUGGGGGAGUCAAUCGCAUUUCAUUUAACACAUCGAUGUUUUCUAAUGAUCCCAACCAAAAUGCGUCCAUGCAAGAUUCCACUCAACUUUCAUCAACUGCCCCUGACUUUAGAUUUGGUCGUUCUGCCAGUUUGGAUCAUCCACAUGCCCCACAUAUCAGUCUUCCUCCAUUGAACCCAAAAAGACGACUUUUGGAUGAACAAAGAAGACAUUCGGCAGCAGCCGCAGCCGCAGCCGGUUCUUCUCAGAAUCCAAUCUAUUUAUCGAAUUCAAACUACUCGCAUCCUAAUUUGGCCAAUCAUCCUGGAAAUUCCUUUUUUAUAACCCCAAUCACCAGUAAUCAACCCGCUGGCGGGCCUGCAGCAGCAGCAGCAGCAGCAGUGGCUGUGGCGGCGGCGACAGUAGCCACAAUAGUAGCGGCAUGGCUAAUAGCAGCUGCAUUAAAGUAA
Lizanozyma spartinae is the source of this 1629-nucleotide messenger RNA. RefSeq lists its product as uncharacterized. The transcript is spliced from 2 exons. The coding region runs from base 1 to 1629 and encodes 542 amino acids. Gene Ontology annotation, cellular component: nucleus. NCBI's taxonomy places the organism in Eukaryota, Fungi, Ascomycota, Pichiomycetes, Serinales, Debaryomycetaceae. Gene Ontology annotation, biological process: positive regulation of transcription by RNA polymerase II; mitotic cell cycle. The record is from RefSeq and is a predicted model, not a curated record. Gene Ontology annotation, molecular function: DNA-binding transcription factor activity, RNA polymerase II-specific; RNA polymerase II cis-regulatory region sequence-specific DNA binding.